GCGCGCGCACAGCACGUAUCACGGGCCACGGUCUGCGCGGCCCUGCAUUCGAACCUCGGGAAGCACCGAUGUGCGGCCUGGCUGCCCCGGGUACCGCGCGGCUGGACGAAGGAUCAGCGGCGCCAGAAGGCUGUCUCGUGAGCCGUUGCCACAGGGGAGCCCUGACUGGGAAGGAAAGACUGCAAGAUCGUCACCAUGGCCGACUCGCCAGCGACCGCGGCGGCCGUCGCACCGACGGUCACGUUGCCCACGUCGUCGCCUUCCCCCAACGAAACCGUCAGCCGCAGCGCAUACACGAGGAACCUCGCCGUCGUUUCGCAAGAGACCACCGAACUCGACCAGACCCGGGAGCGCUUCGUUCUGUUCGUGAUGAUCACCCUGCUCCUGCUCAUCAGUCUCACAAUGUUGGGCAUACUCUUCACGCUGCUCUCGAGUGACACCGCUUCUUUAACGUCGGCAAAAAGUAAGCGGCCGCAUGAUUUCUUGUUCUCGUUGAGUACUCUACCUUGUGUGUCGUAUAUUCCGUUUGUGCGUCAAUUGUGCUUUUUUUUCUCGCGCACCGAAUGCAACUGCGGAGCGCAUCGCUUAGUCGCAAGAACAGCCGCAGGGGUUCGGUACGAACGCUUGCCGUGUUCUUGCCGUGGUGCCUGCUGAAUACGUUUGGCAGAUGCCCAGGAAAUAUUCGACUAGGUAGAGCGUCUCUACGCAUUCCGCGUGUUUCGCCGCCCUUUCUUUCUUUGGCGAAAGCGUCUGGUUCUGUGACGUCGCACUUAACCUUGUACUAAUCAUUUUCUAGAAGCACGCGGCCCACCCAACGCCCUGCGUGAGUGGACUCCAGGACGUUUAGCGAGGUUUUACACGGCAUUACCCAGCGUCCCGAAGCUCUGGAGAAUGAUCGCAAAGCUUACAUUCCGUAGUUUCGGAACUGGGAGGACGCUUAUUUCACGCCCUGGAGCCACACUUGGCCGCACGCUGAGUGGGUCGCAUAUUUCUGACAAAAGGUUUGCUCGGCUCUCG
This is a messenger RNA of Dermacentor albipictus, 1017 nucleotides long. RefSeq lists its product as uncharacterized. Lineage: Eukaryota; Metazoa; Arthropoda; Arachnida; Ixodida; Ixodidae. The record is from RefSeq and is a predicted model, not a curated record.